Messenger RNA from Zea mays, 3149 nucleotides. RefSeq lists its product as uncharacterized. The record is from RefSeq and is a predicted model, not a curated record. The transcript has 8 exons. Lineage: Eukaryota; Viridiplantae; Streptophyta; Magnoliopsida; Poales; Poaceae. Bases 757 to 1494 code for a protein of 245 amino acids.
GUGAGUUCUGUAUUUUUAUUCCAAAACUGUCUUUCUCAGUACAAGUGCUACUAUUUAUUACAACCAGCUAUUAAGCGCCGGCCCACACUUCAACGGAUCCACUCGGCACCGGACCAUUUGCUAUUGGGCUUCCUUGUUCGCCGGCCCAUCACUUCAUCAGUUCCUGCUCUCCUGUCGUCCCCCAAUUCCAGGUCGCCUACAGGAAUACUGACACGCUGUCGCCCCCGUCGUGCGACGCCGCCGGCUGGGCAUCGCCCCGGAACUCCUCCUGAAGGCCCCUCAUCACGCUCUUGCAGGUUCUGGACGGACGUGGGAGGCCCCGCGGCGCCCGUACGUAUAUCUAGCGGCGAGACGGCAAGCUCCCGCCCCAUCUCCGCCGCCUCCGCUCCCCGUCGUCCGGCUGCGCUGUUGCUGCUCAUACGGAUCAAGCUCGGCUACACCCGUUUCUGCGAGCAGAUCAGAGGACGCCAUCGUCGGGUCGGUAGGGAUGGGACAUGUUCACUCCGAUCAAAAGGCGAAGAAAUUGGCGAGUGAGUCUUUCUCUCUCUCUCCUAUCCCGCGCCUCUGCUUCGUCCUCAGCCAGCCUUGGAAGAGUGGCCAAGGGUGGGGAUCAGCGACUCGAAGCACUUGAAGACGAGAUCAAUGGAGCAGAAGGGCCGAAACGCUAACUGGGAUCGCUGGAACCCAAGAGGGGGCGGCAACCUUCUCCUGUUUGGGGGAGAAAUCGCAAUCUAAGCUGGCGCCUAAGGACUCCACAUGCUUCGUCGGAAGCAAAAGUGGACCAGCUGGGAUCUUCUUCUGGAGACGGUAGCACUCCAGGAUGACAGCAUCUUGGUUGACCUUGCUGAUGCCAUCACAAAGGAAGGAAUUAGUGCUUUUCGGUUUGAUUUUUCUGGAAAUGGGGAAAGUGAUGGUGAAUUCCAGUAUGGAAGCUACAGAAAAGAGGCAGCUGAUUUGCGCUCUGUAGUAUUACAUUUCUCAGAACAGAAAUAUGACAUAAUUGCUCUUAUCGGGCAUAGCAAAGGAGGAAAUGCUGUUCUUCUUUAUGCUUCCAAGUACCAUGAUGUCCCUGCCAUUGUGAACAUUUCUGGCCGCUUUGCAUUAGAGCGAGGUAUGGAGGGACGCCUUGGGAAGAAUUUCAUGAGGAGAAUAAACGAAGAUGGAUACAUUGAUGUGAAGAAUAAAAAAGGGGAGUUGCAGUACCGGGUGUCGAAAGCGAGUCUGGAUGACCGGCUGAGCACUGAUACCCUAUUCUCCAGCCGUGCCAUAAGCGAAGGCUGCAGGGUUCUCACGAUCCACGGCGCCAAAGACGAGAUCGUCCCGGCGGAGGACGCCCGGCAGUUCGCGGCGAACAUCCGCAACCACGAGCUGCGCAUCGUCGCAGAUGCCAACCACCGUUACACCGGGCACAGGGAGGAGCUGGCCUCGCUGGUGCUGGGCUUCCUCAGCUCCCAUCCCUACCAGAUCACGUCGCGCUUGCGUCCGAGACUCUAGAUAGAGUAGAGCACACCCACUUGACCGUUUGCGAACAAAAAAAAAUCCCCUGUACCAAUCUAAGAGUUGUGGGUGUGGUGAUGUGUUUAUCCAGAACCAGAACACGAGCACCUGCCGUCCAAAUCAGCGUGACUCGCUCUCGCUCUAGAAUUUCAAAAAAAGUCAGUGCCAGGCAUCUAACAGCAAUCUCCUCAUCAUUGCGUUGCGUCCAAAAGAAGUGACAAUGGCAGGUGGGCCCCGCAUGGCAGGCCAUCCGCUCUCUUUCAUCGCUGCCCCAAGGAAGAGGAGGAUAGGAUCGAUGGAGGCGUGGGGACUGGGGACACGCAAGGUUGAUACCGCCCGCGAUAGCCGAUAGCCAUCCCGAUGCGCUCGCGCCCAACCGACCCGACUCUACCUGACCCGGGCCGAAACAGAAAGGCGCCGUCUGGUAGUGGAGAUAAUUGCCAUUGUAGACGAAGAGGGGACGGGAUUCGACGAAAUGGAGGCCAUGCCGUUGGUUUCUCUGUUCUGGAGACGCAGACGACAGCCAAUCGCCAAAUUGGAAAGGUGACAGCGCUUGUAGCUGCGUAAACAGGUAUUACUCUGCUGUCCAAGAUUACCGUUCGCCUGCGCAGACGGCGUCCCUUGUACCCCUUCAUGUAUAUCUUCCGUCGCCGAAUUGGACUCAUCUGGGGGUCGACAUCGCCGCCUGCUUUCUUCUUCCUCUUGCGGCUGCUUGCGGUCUGCUAUUCUCAGAGAAACCCUAGCCGUAAUUUCUCUGCUACUGUGCGGAUGGAUUUUCCACCGAGCAAAGUUGUUGCCGAUGCUGUGGAAGCUGCUCGUGCUGCUGCCGUUGCGGCCUCUGAGGCGAGAUGCGCGGUAUUUGUUGCUGAGAAGGAGGCCAAGGCUGCGGUUCAGUUCGCCGCCAUUGCCGUGGACAAGGUUGAAGCAGUUAAGGCCUCAUCGAAUGUGGAUCUUGUCGACUUCAAGUAUCAUGUGAACAUAAAGAAUUCGUUGAGAUAUGCUAUUCAAGAAAUGAGGAGGCAGACUAAACUGUUGCAUUCGGUUCAAAAUUUGUGUUGUGUUCGACUAUUCCAGAGGUACAAGGUGGCAAGAUAGGAAAGGUUCGUGGGCAUCUGGAACAUGUGUGCAAGGAGCUAGAGAAAACUUCAAUUAUCUGUGAAGAAGAUUUAGAAACAAAGAAUCCAACUUGGGAUCUUUACGACAACCCUUCCGUAGAUGAUGAACAUCCUCUAGAUGAUGAUGAACUUGGUGAUGGCUACAGUACAGAAGAUCCAGAGCUAUGGGAAAUGGCUUUUGAAGACUUCAAGUGGGAAGAGAUUAAAGCUAAUGUCUCAUUCGAAGAGCACAAUCGUGUCAUAAACUACAGGUUCGAAGAGAUAAACGACCGUAACAUGUAGUUGUCGACAUGAGGUUGCCUUUGGUGGGUUGGUUUCACUCUGGUGUCAUUUUGGUCUGUCUAGGAUAUAUUUUGGAAGGACGGAACUGAUAUGUGUUGUAUGAAGUAUUAUCUGUUGUAUGAACCCUAGUGUUUGUUGUCGUGUUCAGACAAGAUGAAUGGCGUUUGUAAGAACAUUAGUGUUCUAUGUUUUCUGUGUUGUGGACAUGCGGUUCUAUGUUUUCUGUGUUGUAUGAAGUAUUAUCUUUUGUAUGAA